CUUCCAAAAUCCCCGGUGAAAGUCCUCUGCAGUUCGAUGCGGAAUCUCUUGGAGGAAUUACCGACAAAGAGUCGGAAGAGCCUCCUCAUGUCCUCGUGGAGACUCGCUCCCGCCAUAGUGGUGUGGCGCUAGACCGCAGUGCCAGUGUCUACUCCCAACGCGUCAAUAUAGGAGCGAAAAUACCUGGAGAAUUCAGGACUUUGAGUAUCAAUGUUAACGAGACCAAGGAGGGUAGCGUGAACGCCAAAGCUAAGACCAUAGUCAAGGAAAUUGCGGAUUUAGAUUGGCACGAGCUCGAUGCUCUGGAGGUCCUCACCCGCCUUGGGGUGUCCGAGAAAGCUGGUUUAGAUAGCCCCAUGAUUACCCGGCGUUUGGCGCAAAAUGGCAAGAAUGUUAUCACUCCGCCGCCGAAGAUCCUCGCAAAGCGUAUUUUCUUUUAUAUAUUCGGAGGCUUUGGUAGUCUGUUAUUCGUUGCGUCUAUCAUUUGCUUCCUCGCUUGGAGACCUCUAGGCGACCCGAACCCUGCUACUGCAAACUUGGCCCUCGCCGUUGUGCUCUUGAUAGUUAUUAUGAUCCAGGCUGUCUUUAAUGCAUGGCAAGAUUUUACCACCAGUCGCACCAUGAAUUCCAUUGCCGCUAUGUUGCCUUUGGACGUUUUAGUUACUCGAGAUGGUCGCACAUUGAAAGUCCCAGCCCCCGAGCUUGUCCUUGGAGACAUAGUACAUGUCACCAUGGGAUGUAAAGUACCUGCCGACUUACGACUCGUCGAAGUAUCCUCCGACCUCAAAUUCGACAGGUCCAUCUUGACCGGAGAAAGUAAUGCUGUUCCCGCCACUGUCGAAGGGACCAACCCCAGCUUCAUGGAAUCUCGCAAUAUAGCUCUUCAGGGAACGCUCUGUGUCGGUGGAGACGGCCUGGGUGUAUGUGUGUGCCUUGGCGACAAUACCGUCUUUGGACGUAUUGCGAAACAAGCCGCGUCAGAACGUCCGGGGCGAACUUCGCUGGAGUCUGAGAUCUUUCGCAUUGUACUAAUUAUCUGUAGUUUGGCUAUUGCCAUUGAUAUCAUUGUCGUCAUUUUGUGGGGUACAUGGCUUCGCCGCGACCAUCCGGGCUUCAUAUCUGUUCCAGUAUUACUCGUUGACCUAGUUUCCGUUGCUGUUGCCUUUAUUCCAGAGGGUCUUCCUAUUUGCGUCACGCUUUCACUGACGGUGAUAGCUGGCGCCAUGCGAAAAGCUAACAUCCUGUGCAAGUCGCUCAGUACAGUUGAAAGUUUAGGAUGUGUCAAUUUCAUCGCUUCAGACAAGACAGGGACUUUGACUUUGAAUAAAAUGACCGUGGUCAACGUCGCUGUCGGGGACGAGCUUUUAACCGCCUCAGAAGCAAGGAUGGCUGCAGUCAACAAUGGGCCCACCGGGGAGUGUAUUAAGAUUUUGGCUGCAGUCGCGGGAAUUUGUAACGACGCGCGUUUCCAAGAGGCAGAUGAGGAAUUACCUUCAGAGAUUCGGAAGGUUCACGGUGACGCUACGGAUACCGGUUUACUUCGAUUUUCAGAGACCAUCAUGCCUAUCGAAGACAGCAGAGCAGGUUGGAUAGAACGUGCAAAGCUUGCCUUCAACUCGAAGAACAAGUUUGCCAUGAAACUUCUACAAGCACUUCCCCAAGAGAAACCGGUUACAUCAAUGCCCAUUUCUUCCACUGACAACUUUGAUGUGCUAUCGGACUAUGUUCUACUGGUCAAAGGGGCUCCUGAGAUAUUAUCGCGCCGGUGUAGCCACAUAAUGGAUUCGAAGGGAUCGGUCGAACCAGUGAACGAUUCACUCGCAGACCGUCUGUCGGCGACACAGGAGCAAUUUGCAUCAAGCGGCCAACGCGUUCUACUUAUGGUCAAGAAGAUCAUCCAUGGCGCCGAACUUCCGGCGGACUUCUUUGUCGAAUCUGGCUCUUUCCCUAUGGAAGAUCGUAUUCUUGGCCUUAACUCUGACCUGACAGUAGUAGGUUUGGUAGCAUUGAUAGACCCCCCCAGAGAUGAUGUCAAGCACACGGUUGCUACAGCACGCCGGGCAGGAAUUCGGUUUGCAAUGGUUACAGGCGAUUUCUCCUCUACUGCUGCUUCCAUCGCUCAACAAGUAGGAAUUAUCACAACGCCAAUGGACAAAGUGAAGCAUGUUAAGGACCUCCCACACGACGCGUCUCUAGCGUCCGUGGCUGAGUAUGAGCGCGAGAUUGAUAAACGCUCAUGCCCGGAAAUGCAAAGUCUUGUCUUGAGCGGCUCUGACCUCAUCGGCAUGACUGAAUCGCAGUGGAAACAGGCACUUGCUUUUGAUGAGAUCGUUUUUGCCCGAACAACUCCCCAGCAGAAACUGCAAAUUGUGAAAAAGUUGCAAGCGGAAGGAUGUACCGUUGCGGUGACAGGCGAUGGAGUCAAUGAUUCUCCGGCCCUGAAACAAGCCGACGUUGGGGUAGCCAUAGCUGGGGGUUCCGAAGUCGCCAUGGAGGCCGCGGACUUGAUUCUGCUCUCGGAUUUUUCUGCAAUCAUCACCGGAAUUCAGUAUGGUCGUCUAUGCUUUGAGAACCUCCGCAAGUCAAUAUUGUACCUCUUGCCUGCCGGUAGUUUCUCAGAGCUCAUGCCAGUUGUUUUGAAUGUACUCACUGGGGUCCCGCAAGCAUUGAACAGUUUCCAGAUGAUCAUCAUCUGUGUUUUCACGGAUGUUUCUCCUGCGUUGUCCAUGGUGAACGAGAAACCUGAAGCAGAUCUAUUAUUACGCCCGCCUCGCGAUCGCAAAAAGGACCGCAUGAUCAAUUGGAGACUUUUACUGCACGCCUAUUUCUUUCUAGGCAUCAUAGAAGCAACAACAUCCAUGGUCGGAGCGUUUUACUUUGGAUUCCAACGGCAUGGUAUUCCGUUUUCCGCUCUGUGGCUCAAGUAUGGAGGUUAUGACGCAAACCCUAAGCUGGUCAGCGAGCUCACAAAUAGAGCGCAGUCUAUCUAUUUCUACAAUUUAGUUAUGAUGCAGUGGUUCAAUCUACUUGCCACACGCACACGAAGACUGUCGUUGUUCCAACAGAAUCCCUUUAAUUCCAAAACGCGCAAUAUUUUCCUGUUCCCUGCUAUGGCUGCCGCACUUAUACUUGCUUGCUUCUUCUCCUACAUCCCCUGGUUCCAACAGGUCCUUUUGACGCGCGGUGUUGACGUCGAGUUUUACUUCUUGCCGAUUGCAUAUGGUAUCGUAAUGCUUUUCCUUGAUGAGGCACGCAAGUGGUGGAACAGGAGGCACCCGUCGUCGGUUCUUGCACGAAUUUCAUGGUAAUGAUCUUGAUUGCGGUCGUUCUUACUCCGCCUUGGUGCAUAUAUGACGUUCUGUCCCGGCUUAUUACAAUUUUUACGACAGUCUUAUUAUAGCGAAGUGUAUGUUUUAAUAAUCAUGCUCGUGUAAAUGAAAGGUCCUUCAAGAAACAGAUACAAUUGAACGAACACGAGACUUAUUAUAG
Messenger RNA from Desarmillaria tabescens, 3489 nucleotides. RefSeq lists its product as uncharacterized. The transcript has 21 exons. Lineage: Eukaryota; Fungi; Basidiomycota; Agaricomycetes; Agaricales; Physalacriaceae. Gene Ontology annotation, molecular function: P-type sodium:potassium-exchanging transporter activity; ATP hydrolysis activity; ATP binding. Bases 357 to 3308 code for a protein of 983 amino acids. Gene Ontology annotation, biological process: intracellular potassium ion homeostasis; proton transmembrane transport; potassium ion import across plasma membrane. The record is from RefSeq and is a predicted model, not a curated record. Gene Ontology annotation, cellular component: plasma membrane.